AUGAGUUCCGAAAGCCUCCUCGAGCAGCUAUGCGCGCCUUGCGCUGAGAUUAACCUGAGAUUCCAGGAUAAGCCGGAGUGGCAGGACGGCCCUAUCCGCGAGUACUCGAACCCGGAGGAACUCGGCGAUGCGGCGGCACGGGCAUGCCCGAUGUGUAUCGCCAUCGCGAUGUCCCAUGAUGCGACGCAUGACUUUUACCGCGUCGGCGCCUAUGACUCGCAUAGUGCAAUCAAAGUGUUCCACGCGCUCCAAAAAGACGAAUUAGAGAGUAAUAUCUUUUGGGAAUGCCAGUCGCGUGUGGCCGGAAAAGCCGAUCAGAAUAAGCCCGGAAAGUCGUCCUCCAUCUCGAGUUCUCUAGGUGGUUUCUUUGCUUCAGAGGAGCCUGAUAGCGCCAAACUACCGACCCGCGUGAUUGACGUAUGCCUUGACGGCUCUGGUCCCCCGUUUCUCCAUAUUUCCCUUGACGAAGAGGAUGAGCCUGAUGCAAGAUACGUCGCGUUAAGUUAUUGUUGGGGUGGACCGCAGGCCGACUGUCUCACAAAUGAAAAUAUUGACGACAAAUGCAAAGACAUCAGGCUUCAAAAUCUCGGCAAGACCAUCCAAGACGCCAUCGAGAUAACCCGUAAACUCGGGAUUCGCUUUAUCUGGGUCGACUCGCAGUGCAUCAUCCAAGACUCUAGAACUGACUGGCAAAUCGAGUCAUCCAGAAUGGGAUCCAUUUACCACAACGCAGAAAUCACCCUUCAAGCCAGCCGCGCCCCCAACAGCAACGCCGGGUGCCUCUUGCCCCGGAAGCUGCCGACCUCUCCCCGGUCCCACUUCGAUUCACAAGCCUCGCCGGAUCCGCUGGACGACAGAGGCUGGACUCUUCAGGAAGGGCUCUUGGCACGGCGUAUCAUUUCCUUGAAGUCAAGACAUAUAACUUGGGAGUGCGGUCUCGCCUUCAAAAGCGAAAGCGGCGCUCCGCUCCACAGCCAGGGCAGCUUCCUCGGGCUCCCCAAACCCAUCCUCACAAGAAGGAAGAACGACCAAGUAGCAGAGGCCCUAUCGAACCAGCUGGGGGAGAGGCUCCAGCCUGUCUUGACAUGGGAAUUCAUCGUUCGCGAGUUUACCAAUCGACGGCUCUCGUUUCCUACGGACAAACUCCCGGCAAUCGCGGGUAUCGCUCGCCAUCUGGAGAAAACGAGGCCCGGAGAUUCGUACCUCGCGGGAAUGUGGAAGUCUGACAUGCCCUGGAGCCUGUUAUGGGGCCCUGACCAAUCCUCCACCCGACCUGCCGAAUAUCGCGCGCCGUCCUGGUCCUGGGCUUCCCUCGACGGGUCCAUUUCGUGCUUCGGAGACACCAUGGGCUGGUGGGACGAGGAACCACAGGCGCACUGCGUGGUGGAGGAUGCAUCCGUGACGCCAAAGGGCCUAGACGAGUUUGGCGAGGUGUUCGACGGGUAUCUCACGGUACGUGGAGCCCUCAAAGAGGCGUGGUGGAUGGCCUGUCCAGGCCACCACGACAUCAAGGACAAGCUCGUGUAUAUAUUCGAGGAGCCAAAGGUUCCCGAUCCCACUGACCACGUGUUUUCCCGCAAGCUCGGGCUCCUCGCGCUAGACCUGCAGGAGCCGGACAUGCAAUGGAAUACGCCAGUGCCGGUCUGGUGCCUGAGAGUUACGGCAACGGACGCCGUAGCGCUGGUGAAGAAGAAGGAGGGAACGUAUCGACGGGUGGGCAUAUGCUGUGUAGACGAUCACAAGACCUCCUGGUUCGAGGGCACUCAUCCUACCCAGAUAACCGUCGUGUAG
Messenger RNA from Parascedosporium putredinis, 1791 nucleotides. NCBI's taxonomy places the organism in Eukaryota, Fungi, Ascomycota, Sordariomycetes, Microascales, Microascaceae. The record is from the annotation of a GenBank genome assembly.